Messenger RNA from Zophobas morio, 1574 nucleotides. RefSeq names its product U-scoloptoxin(01)-Er1a-like. Gene Ontology annotation, molecular function: chitin binding. The record is from RefSeq and is a predicted model, not a curated record. The coding region runs from base 1134 to 1496 and encodes 120 amino acids. NCBI's taxonomy places the organism in Eukaryota, Metazoa, Arthropoda, Insecta, Coleoptera, Tenebrionidae. The transcript has 4 exons. Gene Ontology annotation, cellular component: extracellular region.
AGUCCAUGAUACGAAAAAAUCAAAAUUCUUUUGUUGUUAAAAUUUUGGUCAAAUUUUCACAAAUUUUUCCUUAGUUCGCUGACGAAUUAACUUUUCUGUCAAAUUUUAGACACACGGUGUCAUUUCCAGCACAGACCCCGUUAAUCACUCGUCUUAUCACCACGUCAAGUACCCCGAUAUCAGUCUACAAAACUUGUUACUUAGCCGUGUCACAAUGUCAUCAACACUUUAGAUCUACAACCAGAUUACACUUCAAACGACUUUAAUAAUUGUCGUCGAACAUAUGGCCAUUGAGCCUCGACAAAUAAGGUGUAGAGGUAGCCUCUCCUAGGCUUUGUCUGUAAAUUCGAAGAGACAUAGCCUGAUUGAGGCUAACUCUAGCCUCAGCAUCCGCAUCAAAGACAAACCCCCAGUCAUCACCGUUAAGAAACCUUGAAGUAUGUUGUAACCACCAUAAAUCUUUAAUUAUUAUUAUUAAUUUUUUAGAGACGAGACGUGAGAUUUCCACUUUCCUCCGCUUUAUCGCAUCGCUGGUAAUAUGGUGUCAUUGUAAGUCGUAACCGUAAAAGUUUAAUUGUGAGAUUUUUGCAUAAUUUUUAACAAAUUUGUAAACACAGCUCCUAUCUUCGAAUCACAGGCGUGAUUUAGCGUGAAGCUACAAGUAAAUUGUUUACUAAUUAAUUUGUGUAGCUUUCUAGACGUUUCAAACCUGAGAAUUUUUCUAAAAUUGGUCCUUCCCCGGAGAAAUUUGCUUAAUAAAACGCGAUUAUCGCAACUCCAAGACCUGAAAGCGCAUUUUGAUUGUCUCCGAUUGAAUAAGACCCCUUAGAUCUUUGAUGGUUCUGCACGUGUCGUAAUAACGCCAAUUAGAAAUUAUCCAACUUUACGAUGUUUGCCUUUCGAGAAAACAACAAAAAGCAUCCAGUGAAAGUGCAAGAAAUCCAUAAGCCACGGAUGGAGGGAUGGGCUGGGAAGGGAAGAUGCGCCAUGAUGGGGGAUACGUAUAUAGCCAUUAUCCAUAAUUUCCGACCAGAUGGGCGCCAAAAUCAUGCGAGUUCAGUGAAAGCGUGCCCGCGACCCAAAAAACCAACACGCGCCGGAUUAGCGUAAAUUCGACGGUUGGAUGAAGGAUAAUGUUAAGAAUCUUAAGUAUUUCAGUGCUUUGUUUUGUUGCUAGUGAAUGCCUCUACCACAAAAUUCGCAAACGAUGGGUGGAUAUAGAAAACGCUACUUUUACGUUUGAUUGUGCGGAUAGGGCGAUUGGGUUUUACGCAGACGUGGAAUAUGACUGCCAGAUUUUCCACAUGUGCGAUCCCGAGGGACGGAGGAUCCCGCAUCUGUGUGCGAACGAUACGAGUUUUAACCAGGAGUACAGGAUCUGCGACUGGGCGAACAAUUUCGACUGCUUAGAGGCGCCAAAAUGGUACUUCCUCAACGAGCUAACCUACGCCACAGAUCCCCCCAAGGACGCCGAUGACGACUACACCUCCAAUUAAAACCGCCAACAAACACUUAAUUUAAACCUAAAUUAUUAUAUUUUUAAAAUAAUUGAAAUAAAUUUUCGACAAAACAAA